Molecule: messenger RNA, 3317 nt
Organism: Castor canadensis (American beaver)
Lineage: Eukaryota; Metazoa; Chordata; Mammalia; Rodentia; Castoridae
Source: RefSeq, a predicted model, not a curated record
CGGGCCGCCCGCUCGGCAGCAUGAGUCAGCAGCGGCCGGCGCGUAGACUGCCCAGCCUUCUCGUGGACCCGGCGGAAGAGACCGUCCGCCGCCGCUGCCGGGACCCCAUCAACGUGGAGAGCCUGCUGCCAUCAAAAAUAAGGAUUAAUUUAGAAGAUAAUGUACAAUAUGUGUCCAUGAGAAAAGCUCUAAAAGUGAAGAGACCUCGUUUUGAUGUAUCACUGGUUUAUUUAACUCGAAAAUUUAUGGAUCUUGUCAGAUCUGCUCCUGGGGGCAUUCUUGACUUAAACAAGGUAGCAACAAAACUGGGUGUACGAAAACGGAGAGUGUACGACAUCACCAAUGUCUUAGAUGGAAUUGAACUUGUUGAAAAAAAAUCGAAGAACCACAUUCGGUGGAUAGGAUCUGACCUUAACAAUUUUGGAGCAGUACCCCAGCAAAAGAAGCUGCAAGAGGAACUUUCUGACUUGUCAGCAAUGGAAGAUGCUUUGGAUGAGCUAAUAAAGGAUUGUGCUCAGCAGUUGUUUGAGUUAACAGAUGACAAAGAAAAUGAAAGACUGGCAUAUGUGACUUACCAGGAUAUUCAUAGCAUUCAAGCCUUCCAUGAACAGAUUGUUAUUGCAGUUAAGGCUCCAGAGGAAACCAGACUGGAUGUUCCAGCUCCCAGAGAAGACUCUAUAACGGUACAUAUAAGGAGCACCAAAGGACCCAUUGAUGUGUAUUUGUGUGAAGUGGAAGAGAACCACUCUAAUGGUAAAACAUCUGAUGGAGUAGGAACCUCUUUGUCUAAGAGCAAACAUCCAGAAUCCCCUGAGAAAGAAGAAAAUCCUCAGUAAAGUGAAGAGUUGCUUGAAGUGAACAACUAUGAUAGCAUUUGAGGAAUGGAUCGAGGAGUUUUGUUUUAGAACAUCCUAUGUGGAUGGAUUACGCAUCAUUUGAUUCUUGGAGCAAUAAAUCAUCCACGAAGUGCUCUCAUGCUCACUUAGCAGCAGCAUUAAGGCCAGUAGUGUCUUUGAGUAGCUCCCUACGUAGAUUGCUGGAUAAUUAUGGUUUCUGCAUUCAUAAACAACUCUUUCUGUAAUUAGUCACUGCUUUUUAUCAGUGAAAUAGAUAUCUCGCCUCUUGAAGGAACUUUUAUCACAGAGUAUCUCGGAAACAGAUGGUCAUGCCCGGCCUGGACAGUUCUUUGUGGGCCCUUUCCUUCCCUAAAGGAUUAUAUCAUGCAUUACAAAAGAAAUUGCCUUACACUGGUUCACAUUUGCAGUUAAAGUGUUGUGCAUUGGCUAGGUGUGCACACAGAUCUAAAUGUGAUGUCUUUGUACAUAUCUGUAUAAUGUUUAGAUUACUUAUGAAAUGUCUUAAGUGACACGUUUCACCCUUGUACAGCCAGAAUAAUGUAUAUAUGGAAAGUGACAGACAAAUGCUCUAAUUUCUUUGGUAUCUAUAACUUAUUAGAAUCCUCUGGAUGAGGGUUAGAGGAGAGUUUUCCCAAACUUCUACAUGUAGAAGUAUCACGAAUGUGCUAUACAUUUAAGUUCAUUGAUUCAGUUAAGUUCAUUCAAUUAAUAUGCUUCUCAGCACUAAAAUUGGGAUCAAUACUUCUUGAUUUCAAGCUGCCUAUAGUUGCUGUGUCCCAGCAGACUGGUGGCAUGUCCUAAGGCUUUUGAGAUUAGUAUAGAAAUGCCAUCAGGUAAUGGAUUAAUUAAUUCACUGAGACGUGAGUUCAGUCAUGCUGAAAUUGGAACCGUGUUAAGCUUUUUACAUGCAGCUUUUGUAAUGUGUUUCUGUAUGCAGCCUUGCUCCUCAGUCAGAGGGGUUUUACUUACCAUGAAUUGUACCCUGCCCUCUCCCGUUCUAGUCCCGCCUUCCCAAGCACCUAGCUAUUUCUACCUCAGUGGGUAAGUCAUUUACCACUCUGUGCCUCAGUUUACUCGGUAGUUUACCAUUAGACUGUGAGCUCCUUGAGAGACUUUGUCAUCAUCAUUGUUCUAUCUCAGCACCUUGUACCAUGCCUAGCCCAUAAAAAGUGCUCAAUAAAUGUCUGGUGAAACAGUGAAUGAUUGUAAAAUGAGACUGGUACAACCUGGCUUGUCUAUCAAACAGGAUUCUUGUGAGCAUCAUUUGAACUCAUUUUUUAAACUUCUUGCUUUUGAAGAAAGAUUUGGAACAACUUGAAAUCAAGACCAUGUAUAAAAAGAUUUAAAAUAGGGAUCCAAAGUGAAAAUAUUAAAAAAUAAUUCUGAGUGUUUUGAUUCACAUAGUUUGAGCUCUAGCAGCUUUUGUCAGUCCUGCCCUCUACUAGACACCAGCUCCUCCCCCAGUCCCCACUGGUUUAUUCUUAGAUGCCUGGACCUGCUGCUAACCAGUGGUUAGCCUCCAGGCAUUUCCUCCCUCUUUUAUGCAAAUAGUUGUAAUUUGAAAUCAGCCAAAGACAAGCUGCUUUCCUCACUGGAUUACUUGGCAUAUGGGUGUGCUUUGACAAGACAGGGAAUACAAGAGGAGCACCAGGUGGGAUGAAAAUUAAGUUUUGGACUUGCUUGAUGAAUGCACCCUUCUGCAGGUAACUGUCUAGAGGUCAGGUGCUCCUGGAGAGCUUUGCACUUUAAAGGGUAGAUUUGGCACAUGACAGAUAGGUGAUAUGAGGGUAGAUGAGGUCAUCUUAAUGAACUACAGCAGAAGAGGAGAGGCCCAAGAACAGCUUUGUUUAGGGGGAUGGAGAAGAAGGAGCCUCUCUUGAGAAGGAGUAAUGAAAGGAGAAAAACUAAAAGAAGUUAGUGUCCCCAAAACCAAGGAAACAUUGCCAAAGGUGAGCAGCAAUUCCUGACUUGUGAUAUGUGACGAAUGUUCUGCUUUGCACGUUGUUCUUAGGGUAAAAUGAAAUUUUGUCAGCUAAAACCCUUUGUAAGUUGUAAAUGUGUUAUAAAUGCAGUAUCUCCUUCACUACAUCUUCUGGAUGUUUGGCCUCUUGUUUUUAGAAUUGAUAAAAUAAAUGUCUAGUGAACUAGUUUCCCAGCCCUUCCUCCUCACUGCACCACUCUCCAUGUAUACACUACUGACUUCUGGUGACUGGGGUAACUCUCUAAAGAGUUCUGAAGAAGGCUGAGUACAGUGACUCACACUUGUAUACUCAGGAGACCAAGAUCAGGAAAAUUGCACUUUAAGGUUGGCCCUGGCAAAAAGUUAGUGAGAUCCAUCUCAAUUGAUAAGCCAGAUGUGAUGGCAUGCUUCUGUUAUCCCAGCUAUGCAGGAAGACAUAGGAGGAUCAGGGUUGGAGUCUGACCCAGUCAAAAAUUCUAGUCCUUACCUGAAAAAUAAUU